This is a messenger RNA of Emiliania huxleyi CCMP1516, 729 nucleotides long. RefSeq lists its product as hypothetical. Gene Ontology annotation, biological process: microtubule cytoskeleton organization; protein polyglutamylation. Gene Ontology annotation, molecular function: tubulin-glutamic acid ligase activity; tubulin binding. Gene Ontology annotation, cellular component: cilium. The annotation marks the transcript as partial. Lineage: Eukaryota; Haptophyta; Isochrysidales; Noelaerhabdaceae. The transcript has 4 exons. The record is from RefSeq and is a predicted model, not a curated record.
CAUCGACCAAUGGCGCUGCGGACCGACGUCACGUUCAGGCUUGCCGAAGGCUCCUCGUUCCGCCCGCUCGAGCCGGUCGGCAAGGCCGCCUCCUCUCUCGGCAUGCGCGUCACCAAGGGGCGAAACUGGAGCCUCCUCUGGUCGUGGAGAUCCCCAUGGACCGACGCGGCGCUCGUGCGGCCGCUACGCGGCUCUCGCGCCGGCGCAGGCCCGAUUGUCAACCACGUGGGAGGGCUCAACGAGCUCGCGUACAAGUCCAAGCUGGCGGUCUUCGCCGCCUCGCUCGCCGCCGCCCACCCGUCCACCUUUGAGGGCGUUGCGCCGGAGACCUACAUCCUUCCCGACCAGCUGGGAGCGCUCGCCCGGCGGCUGAAGAGCGAAGGCGCUGCCGACGCGCACGGAUGGCCGCGCUGGCUCUCAAAGUCGGUCAAGCACCGCGGCGUGCGCGUGCUCCCCUCUAACGCCAGCGAGGACUACCUCCGCUCUCUCAACGCUGCGCUCGUCCAGCGGCGCGUGAAGCCGCUCCUCCUCCGCUCGGUGCCGCGCGUCUUUGACCUCGGGCUGUACGUCCUCCUCUCCUCGGUGAGGCCUCUCCGCGCCUACCUCUUCGAGGAGGCGCUCGUCCGCUUCGGCAGCGCCGAGUACCCCGCCUCGCCCGCCGGCUUCGCGCGGCAGGAGAGCUUUGUCAUCGACGACUACUCGCCCGUAUGGAAGCUGCCCGCCUUCGCC